Molecule: messenger RNA, 2058 nt
Organism: Knipowitschia caucasica
Lineage: Eukaryota; Metazoa; Chordata; Actinopteri; Gobiiformes; Gobiidae
Source: the annotation of a GenBank genome assembly
AUGUCUUCUGUAAUAACUGCGAGCCUCACCAACAAAGGAAGUCAUCCGCUGCUCACCUUCUCACACACAUUGCACGAGGCCCACAAAGGCGUGUGUCUCAGGCGUGUCUCAGGCGUGUCUCAGGCGUGUCUCAGGCGUGUCUCAGGCGUGUCUCAGGUGUGUCUCAUGCGUGUCGCUCAGGCGUGUCUCAGGUGUGUCUCAGGCGUGUCUCUCAGGCGUGUCUCAGGCGUGUCUCAGGCGUGUCUCUCAGGCGUGUCUCAGGCGUGUCGCUCAGGCGUGUCUCAGGCGUGUCUCAGGCGUGUCUCAGGCGUGUCGCUCAGGCGUGUCUCAGGCGUGUCUCAGGCGUGUCUCAGGCGUGUCUCAGGCGUGUCUCAGGCAUGUCGCUCAGGCGUGUCUCAGGCGUGUCUCUCAGGCGUGUCUCAGGCGUGUCGCUCAGGCGUGUCUCAGGCGUGUCUCUCAGGCGUGUCUCAGGCGUGUCGCUCAGGCGUGUCUCAGGCGUGUCUCAGGCUUGUCUCAGGCGUGUCUCAGGCGUGUCGCUCAGGCGUGUCUCAGGCGUGUCUCAGGCGUGUCUCAGGCGUGUCUCUCAGGCGUGUCUCUCAGGCGUGUCUCAGGCGUAUCGCUCAGGCGUGUCUCAGGCGUGUCUCAGGCGUGUCUCUCAGGCGUGUCUCAGGCGUGUCUCAGGCGUGUCUCUCAGGCGUGUCUCAGGCGUAUCGCUCAGGCGUGUCUCAGGCGUGUCUCAGGCGUGUCUCAGGCGUGUCUCAGGCGUGUCUCUCAGGCGUGUCUCAGGCGUGUCGCUCAGGCGUGUCUCAGGCGUGUCGCUCAGGCGUGUCUCAGGCGUGUCUCAGGCGUGUCUCAGGCGUGUCUCAGGCAUGUCGCUCAGGCGUGUCUCAGGCGUGUCUCUCAGGCGUGUCUCAGGCGUGUCGCUCAGGCGUGUCUCAGGCGUGUCUCUCAGGCGUGUCUCAGGCGUGUCGCUCAGGCGUGUCUCAGGCGUGCGUGUCUCAGGCGUGUCUCUCAGGCGUGUCUCAGGCGUGUCUCUCAGGCGUGUCUCAGGCGUAUCGCUCAGGCGUGUCUCAGGCGUGUCUCAGGCGUGUCUCUCAGGCGUGUCUCAGGCGUGUCUCAGGCGUGUCUCAGGCGUGUCUCUCAGGCGUGUCUCAGGCGUAUCGCUCAGGCGUGUCUCAGGCGUGUCUCAGGCGUGUCUCUCAGGCGUGUCUCAGGCGUGUCUCAGGCGUGUCUCAGGCGUAUCGCUCAGGCGUGUCUCAGGCUUGUCGCUCAGGCGUGUCUCAGGCGUGUCGCUCAGGCGUGUCUCAGGCGUGUCGCUCAGGCGUGUCUCAGGCGUGUCUCAGGCGUGUCGCUCAGGCGUGUCUCAGGCGUGUCUCAGGCGUGUCUCAGGCGUGUCUCAGGCGUGUCUCAGGCGUGUCGCUCAGGCGUGUCUCAGGCGUGUCUCAGGCGUGUCUCAGGCGUGUCUCAGGCGUGUCUCUCAGGCGUGUCUCAGGCGUGUCUCAGGCGUGUCUCAGGCGUGUCGCUCAGGCGUGUCUCAGGCGUGUCUCUCAGGCGUGUCUCUCAGGCGUGUCUCAGGCGUGUCUCUCAGGCGUGUCUCAGGCGUGUCGCUCAGGCGUGUCUCAGGCGCGUCUCAGGCGUGUCUCAGGCGUGUCUCAGGCGUGUCUCAGGCGUGUCGCUCAGGCGUGUCGCUCAGGCGUGUCUCAGGUGUGUUGCUCAGGCGUGUCUCAGGUGUGUCUCAGGCGUGUCUCAGGCGUGUGUCUCAGGCGUGUCUCAGGCGUGUCUCAGGCGUGUCUCAGGCGUGUCGCUCAGGUGUGUCUCAGGCGUGUCGCUCAGGCGUGUCGCUCAGGUGUGUCUCAGGUGUGUCUCAGGCGUGUCUCAGGCGUGUCUCAGGCGUGUCGCUCAGGCGUGUCGCUCAGGCGUGUCUCAGGCGUGUCGCUCAGGCGUGUCUCAGGCGUGUCUCAGGCGUGUCGCUCAGGCGUGUGCGGCUGUGGGGAGCAGGCUAAUGCUGUCCAGAUGGGUGACGCAGAUUCCCCCACUCUUCAGUGUGGAGAUGUCUGA